This is a messenger RNA of Poeciliopsis prolifica (blackstripe livebearer), 4238 nucleotides long. RefSeq names its product solute carrier family 7 member 8a (gene slc7a8a). Gene Ontology annotation, cellular component: membrane. Bases 237 to 1817 code for a protein of 526 amino acids. Gene Ontology annotation, biological process: neutral amino acid transport; amino acid transmembrane transport. NCBI's taxonomy places the organism in Eukaryota, Metazoa, Chordata, Actinopteri, Cyprinodontiformes, Poeciliidae. Gene Ontology annotation, molecular function: neutral L-amino acid transmembrane transporter activity; L-amino acid transmembrane transporter activity. The record is from RefSeq and is a predicted model, not a curated record. The transcript has 12 exons.
UUAGAAGCAGCCUUUCUGCCGCGUUGCGUCCUGAAUAAUAACUGAGGCUCUGCGAGGCAAAACGUGGGACAGGAGAUGAACUGAGACAGAGAGCAACUGCAAGGGGGGACGUGCGCACAAGGCGAUUGACGCGCAGUGGGGCAAGCAUCAGGUGCCGUGCGGAGGAAAGAGACGAGGCAACUUGGACAGCAAUUUAAAAAAAAAUACUAAUAAUAGCUAUAUAUAAGUGAAUCAAGAUGACGGACGGAGCAAGACAACGGAGCAGCACGGCGGGCUCUGCCAAGGAUGCGGCCGCUGAGAAGGAGUCUGGAGGAGUUGCGCUCAAGAAGGAGAUCGGACUCGUGAGCGCAUGUGGGAUCAUAGUUGGUAACAUCAUCGGCUCGGGAAUCUUCGUCAGUCCGAAGGGAGUGAUGGAGAACGCCAGCUCUGUGGGCGUGGCCUUGAUCGUCUGGAUCAUCACGGGCAUCAUCACCGCCAUCGGAGCGCUGUGCUACGCAGAGCUGGGCGUCACCAUUCCCAAAUCCGGGGGCGACUACUCCUACGUGAAGGACAUAUUCGGGGGCCUGGCAGGGUUCCUCCGGUUGUGGAUCGCCGUGCUGGUCAUCUAUCCCACCAACCAGGCUGUGAUCGCCCUGACGUUCUCCAACUACGUCCUCCAGCCUCUGUUCCCCACCUGCUUCCCGCCGGAGAACGGCCUGAGGCUGCUGGCUGGCAUCUGUCUCUUGCUGCUGACCUGGGUGAACUGCUCCAGCGUGCGAUGGGCCACCAGAGUGCAGGACAUCUUUACAGCCGGCAAACUGCUGGCCCUCGCCUUAAUCAUCAUCAUGGGAAUCGUUCAGAUCUGCAAGGGAGACUACUACUGGCUGGAGCCGGACAAUGCCUUCGAGCCCUUCCAGGACUACGACGUGGGUUUGAUAGCCUUGGCGUUCCUACAAGGCUCGUUCGCCUAUGGAGGCUGGAAUUUCCUCAACUACGUCACAGAGGAGCUGGUAGAUCCCUACGUGAACCUCCCGCGUGCCAUCUUCAUCUCCAUCCCCCUCGUGACCUUCGUUUACGUCUUUGCCAACAUCGCCUACGUCACGGCCAUGAGUCCCCAGGAGCUGCUCGCCUCAAACGCCGUUGCUGUGACGUUUGGUGAGAAGCUGCUGGGAGUCAUGUCGUGGAUCAUGCCCAUCUCUGUGGCUCUCUCCACCUUCGGAGGAGUCAACGGUUCCCUCUUCACGUCCUCACGGUUGUUCUUUGCCGGGGCCAGAGAGGGCCACCUCCCAAGCCUUCUGGCCAUGAUCCACGUGAAACGCUGCACCCCCAUCCCUGCUUUGCUCUUCACUUGCCUGUCCACUCUGCUCAUGCUGUGCACCAGUGACAUGUACACCCUCAUCAACUAUGUGGGCUUCAUCAACUACCUCUUUUAUGGAGUCGCUGUCGCCGGGCAGAUCGUCCUGCGAAUUAAACAGCCCAACAUGCACCGGCCAAUCAAGAUCAGCCUGAUAUGGCCGGUCAUUUACCUGGUCUUCUGGGCCUUCCUGCUCAUCUUCUCCUUGUACUCGGAGCCCGUCGUGUGCAGCAUCGGGCUCGCCAUCAUGCUCACUGGAGUUCCUGUCUACUUCCUGGGGGUCUACUGGGAGAACAAACCGCAGUGCUUUGAUACCUUCGUUGACAAAAUGACGUACCUGGGCCAGAAGAUGUGUGUGGUUGUUUACCCGGCCGAGACCGGUGGCGGCGGCAGCGGAGGCGACAAGGAGGGGGAGGAGAUGAAGGAGGCGAGGUCUCCUCUCUCCAUGGGGGACGGAGACAACCACAAAGCAGCGUACUGUUGAAUCCGAGUUGUUGGGGGGGUUUAUUGUUAUUUCUAGCUGGGCCCUUAAAAAAAAAAAAAGAAAAGAAAAGAGAAAUGCAGACAGACACAUCAACAUGGGUUCGCUCUACAAGUGCAGAUACAAACCGCAGUUUGUUUACUGAUCAACACUUUUUCUCUAAGUGUCGUUUUAAUCAGCGAUACCAAAUAUCAACACCUCAGCCGGGUGAGACCGAGGUCCAUCAGAAGUGUAAAGAAGAUGGGUUAGCGCCUUCUGGUUCCUCAGGCCUCACAUCAGCAUCGACAUUUUGACACAUUUUUUUUUUUGUUAUUAUUUCCAGAGACUCUUACUGAACUGUCAUGGACGAUUGUCUUUUUGGUUCAUCCUUUGUCACCUUUGUAAAUUUCGCUUCACGUCACAUUCAUCACAACGAAGCUGAAUUCUUCAAAAGAUCCGGUUCUGAUCACAUCGUGUUGUUUGAUACUCAAUUUAUGGUUUCUUUUUAAAGUGACUCAAUGAUGCCUCUUUUUUUUAUAUUUGUUAAUAUCACUCUUAAAAUUAUUCUUAUUGUUCAAUCAUCUUUAACAUUUUCUACUAUAUAAACUUAAUUUAAUUUUUUUUUUAGGUAUUCUGUGUCUCUAACAUUCAUUUCACCUCAUUUUUAUUCCUCCAACUGCAGAUUUAUCUCGAUUGUAAAGUCGAUGUGGAAUUGGUUGCUGUGGCGGCAAAAAGUGCACAAAUUUUAUUAACCUGCCUUAAUCAGAAUUACGGUAUUGUGCACUUUACUGCAAUUGUAGCUGUGUUUUGACAGAUGUGGAAAGAUCGCUGUUGCUUCUUUUUUCCCCCCCUUUCAUCAAAAUUGCUACGUAAAAGUGACACUAAGCAAAUUGUUUGUAUGUUUCUGCAGAGAGAAAAAGGAAGUCAUAAGUGCAAAUCACUCUGAAAGUGUUUUUUUUUUUGUUUUUUUUUAUCGUUUACAUCUGUGUUUUAAUUCCCUUCAGUGCACAAAUGAGAGCUUUACAUGCAAUUAUUGCCUUUCCAGCUCAGUUAGCUGCAGGAAUCUUUUUGUGCAAUAUUCCCUCAGACUCCAGCAAAACCCAAAGCAUUCUCGUCACCAAUGAUCUCCCGUAGUUCUCCGUUUAUCCAGUAUGCUGUAUUUUGAAGGAAACAACACCGCUGCACACACAGAGACUAAUUAUUCUGGGGUUUUUUCUGACUCAGGGCAUCUCCACACACACUGCCAAAAAAAAAAAAGAUUCAGCACAUCUGAAUUUAAUCCACUUUAAUUAUGAUCAGAGUUUUUUUUUUUUUUUUUUUAAGAUUUUUGAUCCUACAAAGAGACGGAAAGUGCUAAAAGAAAAUGAAAAAUGAGAUGAUGGAAUCAAAACGUUCGGUCAGUCGUGUGUAUGAUUUGAUCUUGUUAAACUGUAAGGGUCGUAGGGCGAUUGGCCUCCUACAAGUACAACAGUGUAUUUUCAUUGACCUGUACAGUUAUUGUGCAUUUACAACAUAUGACAAUGUCACAGACUCUAUCAUGAUGUCCCUUAGUAAUAAAAACCACUGACUGAUGUUUGGACUUGUAAUUGAAGCUCACUUCUUUAUCACGAGCCCACAUUGCUGUGGCAACCUUAUUAUUUGGUUUAAAUAUGUCACUUUGCUUCUUCAUUAAGCCUCUAUUUAAGCAUCAGCUUAUUGAUCUAAAUGCAUCUGUAGAUUGAUGGAGACAAAGAGUCAUACCUAUUUUCAAAUCUCAUAAUUUGAUUUCAUUCAUAAUCACACUGCCUUCACAAACACUGCAGAAACACAACGUAUUACCAGGUAUUUUUUUCCUAGUUUCCAGUGCAAACACCUUGGUACGUUUGAAAUUAGACAAAACUGACUUACAAGUAACUUUCCAGCAAAAUGUAUCAGCUUUUUUAAAGUAAUCUUUGUUUUUACAGUGUAAGCUAAAUACCCAAAAACUCAGACAUCAAACAAGGAGUACAUACUCUUCAUCUUCUUGUGUUUCGUUAACAGAUUUGACUCCACACAUUAUCUCAUGCAGAAACGAGGCCUGAAAACAUUCCUUGCUCAAAAAGUCGAAUGCUGCAACUUUACUUGUUGAGACAAUCUGAAUGGUGCAAGCUGCAACACAAAGACAAAACCUUGUUGCUUCUCACCUCUGAGUAACGUUGAUCGUUGCUCCCUGAUAAGCUGCAGCCUUCCUUAAAGCAACACAAAGUGUCAGCGUGGUGUAAUAGCUACCAGCUUCUACAGACAGGCCCAUCUGUUGUUUCGAGUACAACCUAUUACACUGUGCCUACAAUGCUGAUGCAAAGUUCUCUAACUUUUGCAGUCUUGGCUACCAUGCUGAAAAAUGUCUCUCGAAUAUUCCGUCUUAAAAUGUAGAAUGUACAUAAUAGUGGUCAAUGUUUGACAAGAAUAAAAAAUAUACACAAGUGG